Molecule: messenger RNA, 1029 nt
Organism: Trichoplax adhaerens
Lineage: Eukaryota; Metazoa; Placozoa; Uniplacotomia; Trichoplacea; Trichoplacidae
Exons: 3
Coding region: 1-1029 (342 amino acids)
Source: RefSeq, a predicted model, not a curated record
AUGCAUGGCCCGUGUCACGCAUUCGGAGAAAAUUGUCAAGAAUUGGUCAAUAAUUUAUUAGACAGCGAAGAACGAGAAAACAAUUUAGUCCGAGAUUAUGUUACAAAUAAUCAUGCUACAUUUUCACGCCAUCAGAAAACCAAUGAUUUACAUGGCUGGAUACCCCAAUAUCAUGAAGUAAAUAAGCCACGCAGCAGUCAUAAAUCAGCUUUUUCUGCUCCUUCUAGCCAGCACAGUAAAAAGUCAUCAUCAACAUCAGCCAAUAAUUUGCCAUUUCAUCGGUUAAAUAGCAAACCAAGCAUUGAUUAUAAAUUUCAGCAUUUCCAGCAAAGUGAGAGAUACAUUGAACAAUAUCGUGAAAAUCAUACUAUUGGCUUAAAUCGAUUAGAAAUUAAGCAGGAUGAUGAAAAUACUUUAAGAAAACAGGAUGACGAUUGUGAUUCACAAAAACAAGCUAAAGAGAGGCGUACCUAUGAACAUCAGUUAGCAUUGUAUAAGCAGCGAAAUGGGAACUCAUCACCACAUCAGCAACAUGACGUGAUUAUUAACGAAUCAUUUGAUGAAACGGCUCAUGAUCACGAGCAACCGGAUAAAAGGGGGGCCACUUUCUGGAAGAAAUUUAGACAACCACUCUCUACUAAUGCCUCAAAUGAUAGUAUGCAACAUGCAAGAUCGCAAGGAAAUCCUAAAUAUAAUGUUAAAUCUAUCCCAUCAGCUGCAGCUGUUAGCACAGGUUACUUUCGACCACUGAGUAAAAGGAAUCAACUACGCAAUAGCAGUAAUCACUUUAAGUCUAUUACCAAAACUGCACUACAAGCUAAAAAUAAGUACCCGCCUAACGGAUUACAAGCUGCAAUUCCAACGAGCAUUAAUGGCACGACCAAUGCUACGCCUCGUCAAUUAAUGGAUAGUUACAAGCAUUCAAAGCCAGCGGCUCCCGUGCAAAUGAUAACUAAAGUUAAUAAUCGCAAUCGUAUCAACAAAAUAACUUUAAUCUAUCGAGAUAUACCAUCAGCAAUGAUAUCUUAA